Messenger RNA from Pelobates fuscus (common spadefoot toad), 2988 nucleotides. RefSeq names its product mitogen-activated protein kinase 8 interacting protein 1 (gene MAPK8IP1). Lineage: Eukaryota; Metazoa; Chordata; Amphibia; Anura; Pelobatidae. Gene Ontology annotation, cellular component: cytoplasm. Gene Ontology annotation, biological process: JNK cascade; regulation of JNK cascade. Gene Ontology annotation, molecular function: MAP kinase scaffold activity; JUN kinase binding. The record is from RefSeq and is a predicted model, not a curated record. Bases 135 to 2141 code for a protein of 668 amino acids. The transcript is spliced from 12 exons.
GCCUCUGUCAGACACUUGCUGCCAUGUAUUUUUAAUGAGCAGGCAUUCUCUGCGGAGACUGGGAGAGAGCGAGAGCGAGAGUGUUAUUCUUUGGAGGAAGGCAGGGGUAAGGCGGAAGCCGAUGGGCAGAGGCGAUGGAGUCCAGCGAGGAUGAGGGGAGCUGGAUGGAAAAUCAGUGGGAGAAAUGGCUCACACAUGACAUCACGCUGGAAGAAUUUGAAGAUGAGGAUUUAUCCGAAAUCACUGAAAUCACAGAUGAAUGUGGAAUUAGUUUUCACUGUAACGAGAGCAGACACUGCAAGAGCUGUCUGCGUGUCGAGCCAGGACCAGCCCCAGGAGGGGUGGGGGCUGCCAGCCGGAUCCAGGCAGAGAUGCUCCAGUUGGAUCUAAUUGAUGCUGUACAGAUUCACGAAGAAGAGACAGUGCCUUCCGCUGACCCCCGGCCUCUUCUUCCUUCAUCCAUGGAUACCUACAGGCCCAAGAGACCCACGACCCUCAACCUCUUCCCCCAGGCCCCUCGAACACAGGACACUCUAAAUAAUAAUUCCCUGGGGAAGAAAUACAGCUGGCAGGAUCGCGUUUCUCGCUCCUCCUCUCCCUUGAAAACUGGAGAUACCACACCAUCCAAUGAGCACGUGUGUCUGAGUGAUGAGGGGAACCCACCAGCUGUUACCCAGGACCGAGGGACCUCUACAGAUACUCCUUGUCGACAUAACAACACUACACAAAGCACCAAUGACCCCUCUAAUCGCACAAACACAAGAUCUCGCCUGGACCCUCACCGAGAUCGAAUCCGCUACCAGACUGAUGUUAGGCUUGAACCCACAGAGGAGAUCUUCCUGACACCAGUCCAGAGAUGUUCAGAUCCUCAAGAACAAGAUAAACCCUUUCUGUCACAGACUGGACCCUGCCGUAUGUCUGUCAGUUCAGAUGCAGAUGUUAACAUCCGCCCGCACAAUGGUGGCCGACAGCAGUUAUCUAUCAGUGAGGAGGAAGAGGAAGGAGAUGAUGGGGUGGGAUACCUUGGCUGCUCUGGCAGAGUGGGUGGUCACCGUGCCCUUCAGAGGUCAUCAGUUAGUUCCGACACCAGUGGCUUAUCUUAUGACUCUGUAAAGUACACCCUGGUGGUAGAUGAGAACGUGCAGUUACAACUGGUCAGCCUGCGGCAGUGUUACGCAGGAUAUAGCGAUGACAGUGACAGCGGUACUGUAUACGACAACUGUGUUUCCUCGCCCUAUGAGUCAGCCAUUGGGGAAGAGUAUGAAGAAGAGGAAGAGGAGCAGGUGGGAGCUGCCGGGAGGGAAGGGAACAGAGUUCGGAGGUCUAUGUGCCUCUCGGAGAGCUCCUCUCCAGAGGGCGAUGUCUCCUAUUCCAAAAAAUUCCUCAACGUCUUCAUGAAUGGGCGUUCACGCUGUACGACUGCAGAUUCCUUUGGAUUGUUUUCAUGUCUUAUAAAUGGUGAAGAGCGAGAACAGACACAUCGAGCAGUUUUCAGGUUCAUGCCUCGUCACCCCGGGGAACUGGAGCUGGAGGCUGAGGAUCCCUUGCUGGUGGAGGUGCAGGCAGAAGACCAUUGGUAUGAGGCUUAUAACAUGCGGACAGGCGAGCAUGGUAUAUUUCCAGCUUAUUACGCAGUACAAGUGACCAAGGACAAGGAUCACUCGACAGAAAGUCAAACUUCUGACUGGGUUGACCAGUUCUGGGUGAAGUUCCUUGGCUCUGUGCAAGUUCCAUACCACAAAGGAACGGAAGUUCUGUGCACCGCCAUGCAAAAGAUUGCUAUGUCUCGUCGCCUUACAGUGCUGUCAAACCCACCAUCUAGCUGUGUCCUUGAGAUCAGCCUCCGGGGGGUAAAAAUUGCAGUUCGAGGAGAUGACCCUCAGGACCACAGUCAGCAGGUGAACACGUGCAGUCACUUCUUCCAGUUAAAUAACAUCUCAUUCUGUGGCUAUCACCCUAAGAACAGCAAAUAUUUUGGCUUUAUAACUAAACAUCCCUCCGAUCAUCGCUUCGCUUGUCAUGUAUUUGUCUCUGAGGAAUCAACCAAACCCCUGGCAGAGUCUGUCGGGAGAGCCUUCCAACAGUUUUACAAAGAAUUUGUGGAGUACACAUGCCCCACCGAGGAUAUAUAUUUGGAGUAGCUGCAAUUUAUUACACGGAAAUCUGUUCUGUGCAUGGACAAAACUGCUUGUGUCUGGGCAGCGGAGGACACAGAGCUGCCUGAGUGGUGGGAUGGUGAGGGACAAGAGGCACCCCUCCCUGCUGUGCCUCCACCCUGUUGGAUUCUGGUGAACUGGGUGUAAAAUCAAGUUGAACGUGAAGGCUGGGCCCAACCAAGACAUUUCCCAAUAACCUUCUCCCCACUUUACUCUGCCCCUAACCCUGCCAUGCAUUUUCGAGCAAGGGGACUCCAAGGAAGGACUGUGCUCUGAUCUCCUGAGCAUUACUACCAGCUUGUGUAUGGAAACUGCAAGAAAAUGCUACGGUCAGGAAAGAAAGCCUAGGGAUGUUAGAGUUAGAAAGUGGAGAACAAGCUCUGUGAUAUCACACAGUUGCCUGUGAGUGAAAGUUUGGUUUUAUUUAAAUACAGAAAGGAUAAAGAAUGUGUGCGCAUGUUGCUUGGUACCAGCUGUGGGGAUGCAUCAAUGAUUGACAGAUGGAAGGUGAAGGUUAGUUGCUGCUCAAACUGCUGUGGCCAUUGGUAGUGUGUUAAUGGCCUUCUAGACUCACUGAAAUACUGUAUGAAUGAGUGGAUUGAACGACUCUGUACAUAGUGCUUGAGCUGGUGCGCAGUUCUAUUGACUUACAAAGUGACACUAUAUAUAAACACAGAUAUGUGCGUGGCUGGGUUUGCUAGUUGGUUAUCCUAAUAAGGUAAAGAUGGUUGUCUGGGUGUCUUGAUGAGUCAGUAUUGGUUAUAGAGGUGUGUUUCCAAAGGUUGGGGGCAGAAGGCAGCUCAACGUUUCUCAAUAAAACAGACUGAGAAUG